AUGCAGAUCGGCGACACCGCCUUUGGACAACUUGCGCGUGCGUUGAGCCGGGGCAGGUUCUUUCCGCACCCCGAGACCGUCUCUGGCCAUCCUCUCGACCACGAUGCCCCCCUAGAGCAAGGGGGUUCCAACACACCUGACAAAGAAAGUCCAUCGGCCACAGGUUCCAACGAACAUGUUGUCUCGCUCGAGCAUGGCGGAUCCAGCACGCCUGACUGGCUCCAUUGGGCUGGAGUCUGGGGCUCGCGUUCAGACAUCACCCCUUCCACCUCGGCCUCCGAUGUUCACGGUUCUCGCAAGAGCACCUCGGACGAUAACCCCGACUCUGACAACCGGGUGGGCUGGUACGGCGAAGCGGAUCCCGCCAAUCCGCAGAACUGGCGGUCUUCGCAAAAAGCCUUCGUGGCCGGCAUCAUCUGCAUAUACACCUUUGGGGUCUAUCUCGGUUCGGCGAUCUACACUCCAUCGAUGUACGGCGUGAUGCAGCAGUUCAACGUGUCGUACGCGGCUGCCAACCUUGGACUAGCCCUGUUUGUGUUCGGCUACGGUGCGGGUGCAAUGAUCUUUUCGCCGCUCUCCGAGAUUCCCUCUUUAGGACGCAACUGGAUCUACAUCAUCACUUUCACCAUCUAUCUGGCGCUCACGAUCGGCACUGCUGCCGCGCCCAACUUUGGCUCGCUCAUCACGCUGAGGUUCCUCGCUGGAUUCUUCGGAUCGCCUGCGUUGGCGACAGGAGGCGCGACGCUUCAAGACAUGUACAGCAUCGUCAAGCUUCCGUACGGCAUUGCGCUCUGGGUGGCUGCCGCGGGCAUGGGACCAGCAUUCGGACCGAUCACAGGCUUUGCCAUGGAGGCCAAGACGUGGCGCUGGCCUCUUUGGAUCCAGGUGUGGCUGUGCGCUCCUGUGCUCAUCCUCAUGUUCUUUGCCAUGCCCGAGACCAGCGCUCAGAACAUCCUUUACCGUCGUGCCAAGAGGCUCCGCGCCGCGACGCAGUGGAAGGAGCUACGCUCUCAUGCCGAGGUCGAGCAGCAGACGCUCUCGCUGCGAAAGAUCGUGGUCGAGUCGCUUGUACGGCCGAUCCAGAUCUCGAUUCUGGAUCCAGGCACGGGAUUCAUGAACAUCUAUGUUUCUCUGGUGUAUGCCAUAUACUACUCAUUCUUCGAAUCCUUUCCGCUGGUGUACCCGCCACUGUACGGCUUCGGCUUGGGAGCCAUCGGGCUCACCUUCCUUAGUGUAGUGGUGACCACCGGCCUAGGAGCGGGGGCCUACACGAUCUACGUUUAUUACUACGUCGAGGCCAAGAUUCGUCGCACGGGUGAGCUGCCCUCGCUCGAAUCGCGCCUGAUCCCUGCGAUCCCUGCGAGCGUGCUCAUGCCCAUCGGCCUGUUCCUCUUCGCGUGGACUUCGCGCGAAUCGAUACACUGGAUGGUGGGCCUGAUCGGCGUGGCCAUCUACGGCCUAGCGUUCUACGUGUUGGUGCAGUGCGUGCUGCUGUACGUCAACAUCAUGUACCCCAAGUACUCGGCUUCGUUGCUGGCCGCCAACGACUUUUGCCGUUCGUCGUUGGCAACUGCCUUCAUCAUGGCCGGACGUCCUCUCUUCACGCAUCUCGGCAUUGGCGGUGGAGUGUCGCUCAUUGCCGGACUCGCGUGUGUCUGCGUGCCGCUGCUUCUGCUCCUGUAUCGAUUCGGUCCUUACCUUAGGAGCAAGUCCAAGUUCGCAGGCAUGUCCGAUAGUUCCAUCCCUGUCGCUUCCAAGGCAUAG
Messenger RNA from Moesziomyces antarcticus, 1764 nucleotides. RefSeq lists its product as uncharacterized. The transcript has a single exon. Gene Ontology annotation, biological process: xenobiotic detoxification by transmembrane export across the plasma membrane. The record is from RefSeq and is a predicted model, not a curated record. Gene Ontology annotation, molecular function: fluconazole transmembrane transporter activity. Lineage: Eukaryota; Fungi; Basidiomycota; Ustilaginomycetes; Ustilaginales; Ustilaginaceae. The coding region runs from base 1 to 1764 and encodes 587 amino acids.